Messenger RNA from Trametes versicolor FP-101664 SS1, 1889 nucleotides. Its product is annotated as NAF1-domain-containing protein. Gene Ontology annotation, cellular component: sno(s)RNA-containing ribonucleoprotein complex. NCBI's taxonomy places the organism in Eukaryota, Fungi, Basidiomycota, Agaricomycetes, Polyporales, Polyporaceae. Gene Ontology annotation, molecular function: RNA binding. The record is from RefSeq and is a predicted model, not a curated record. The transcript has 4 exons. Bases 1 to 1806 code for a protein of 601 amino acids. Gene Ontology annotation, biological process: pseudouridine synthesis; ribosome biogenesis; box H/ACA snoRNP assembly.
AUGGCCGCACCUUUCUCCUUCGCCUUGCCCUCCGUGGUGCCACAAGACUUGCAGCUCAUACAGGACAUCAUUGGCGUAGUGCCUGACCCCGUUCCCAGCAAAACUGCCGAGCCGCCCACAGCAGAUUCCGACCAUGAACACGGGACAGACAGCGAUACAGACAGUGAAAAGGAGGUCGAGGCUGACAUCCUCGGUGGGGUCGAGGACGAGGACACCGCGAUUGCGCCUCCCUCAGAAUCUACAAGCGAUUCAGACUCGUCAAGCGAGUCCGACUCGGACUCCGAGAAGGAAGAUGCACCCGAAACACGGAAAGUUGCGCCGAAACGAGUGGAUGCAGACCUUGACGAUGAGGACGAGGCGGGCCCUUCCGAUGCCCAAGUCCGCACAAAAAACGAGACCGUGGAAGUUGACAUCAUGGUUCCCGAGAUAUCGGAAGUUGGCCCGCACGACGAGCUGGAGAAGGUGGGCGAGGUCCUGAGCAUAGUCGACAAGGUUGUCAUCAUCAAGGGCCAACCGUCCGCCAUCGCCAACAGAGGUUCCGAAAAGGCCCUCGACUGUGAUACACUUUUAGUCUUCGAGGACAGGAAGGUCUUGGGUUACAUCUUUGAGACCUUUGGUCCGACUAGCGAGCCGCUCUACCAAAUCAGGUUCAACCAGAAAUUCCCCUUGGACACCGAGAAGGUUCAAGUUGGUCGAGUGGUAUACCACGUCCCGGACAGGAGCAACUACGUCUUCGUUCGUCAACUCCAGCAAUACAAGGGUAGCGAUGCCAGUAAUGUCCACGACGAAGAGCCCGGUGACGAUGAAGUUGAGUUUUCGGAUGACGAGCAGGAGGCCGCACACAAACGAGCGGCAGCGCACCGGCGCGAGCAGUCGCGGGGACGGUCAGUUACCUCUUCUCGACAUACAACACCAGUACCAUCCAGAAUGCGGGAUCAAGAUAUGGCCGACGACCCUUACGGCGGCAGCUCAUACGAGCAACCUCUCUCGUACAACGAUAUGGACUUCGGCGCGGGCCCCUCCCGACCCGCGCCUAUACCAUACGACGAUCCCUAUGCGGAAUCAUACGGUGCCGCGCCACCACCCGCAACUACUCAGCCGCAGGAUGCCCCUGUUUCCCCUCCUCCUAGUACGCCCUUCGAGGCCGGUCGCCCGGAACGGGGUAUGGGGCGUGGACGGGGACGAGGUGGCGGCACCCGGGGCGGCGUUCAAAGGCGCGAGGAACCCGGUAGGGGACGCGGUCGCGAUCGACGUCAGAAUGACCGCGGACGUGGACGCGGUCGAGGCCGCGGCGGAUCCUCCUCUGACGGGUGGCCCGCGAGACAGGGCCCCCCUCCGACCGAGCACGAACCCCGCGUUCCCCGACCUCUAUCGCCGACGUCUCUCGCGAUCGCCCGGGCGACCGGGCAGUACGCGGAGGGCCCUCCAGCCGAGUCGCCCGAGAUGUACAACCAGAUGCAGAUGCAGCACGCAGGUGGCGGCGGCGGAUGGGGCUUCCCGCAGCACCCUAUGCAGAGCUACGACUUUGGGUUUGGGCACCAGUACCCACAGGUGCAGCCGCAUAUCAACCCACGCUUCGCAUACAACUUCGGUAUGCCGGGCAUGGGGAUGGGGAUGGGGAUGGGUAUGAACAUGGGUUACCCGUACGGCGGUCAGCCCGCCCCGUACAGCCACGACGCUGCGGGGUACAGUGUGGGCCCUCCCGCGGACGGUAGUGGAUGGGGCGGCGGUGGUCAAUGGAGCGCGCCUUCCGAUCCUCCUCAUGGUCAGGCCCAGGGCCAGGACGGUGGGGGCAAAAGCGCCUAAGAGCGCACAUUGAUUACUUGUAUAUGUCGUUUGCUUUGCAGGUUGUGUAUCGCACUAUGUAUUGCUAUCCGUAUGUGAUUCUA